AUAGUGGCGAAAGAAAACGAGCGGGAGCUGCGCAUAACUUGCAAGCAAAGUGGGGAGAAAAUAAAGGCACGAAAGAAAAAGGAAAAGAAAACGUUCCCCUUUCUCUUUCUCUAGCGAGUCUCUCGAGUUUUAUUUUUAUUAUUUCGAUCGAUUUUCUCUCUGCAACUAACCAGAAAAUAACUGACAACAAUUAAGUGCAUAAAAGCAAAAAGGAAUUAGGUUUUAUUCAUUUCCACUGCAAUAUUUGUUGGAGAAAUGGACGAUGAGGUUGUUCAGCGAGUUCUUCAAGAAGGAGGCCGUGAUUUUUUCCAACAACCACCCUCCACUUCCUCCAUCCUCCAAUCCCUCCCUCUCCAUGCGUCUUUUGAUCGUGGAUUUUACUUGUUAGUAAAAUCCAUUCAAGAACUCAGAGAGAGAAAGGAGGGUCUUGUUACAGUUGGCAUUGGUGGUCCUAGCGGUUCGGGCAAAACAAGCUUAGCAGAGAAGGUAGCAUCUGUAAUUGGUUGCACUGUUAUAUCAAUGGAGAAUUAUCGAUAUGGAACUGAUGAUGGGAAUGAUUUGGAUUCAAUUGAUUUUGAUGCAUUAGUCCAUAAUCUUGAGGAUUUGAUGAAAGGUAAAGACACUUCUAUACCAGUGUUUGAUUAUCAACAGAAGAGACGUGUUGGUUCAAAGAGAAUAAACAGUGUUUCAUCUGGAGUGGUAAUAGUUGAUGGUACUUAUGCUUUGCAUGCAAGAUUGCGCUCUUUGCUUGAUAUUCGGGUGGCUGUGGUUGGUGGAGUUCAUUUUAGUCUUCUUUCCAAAGUUCGAUAUGACAUAGGAGAUUCUUGUUCUUUGGAUUACCUUAUCGACAGUAUUUUCCCUUUGUUUAGAAAACACAUUGAGCCAGAUCUUCAUCAUGCACAGAUUAGGAUAAACAACAGCUUUGUAUCUUCAUUUAGAGAAGCAAUUUACAAGUUGAAAUGCAGGAGUGAGUCUCCAGAUGUGUCUGCUUAUGCCUUUCAAGGAGCAGAGCCACAAAUAGAUAAUUUUAUUGAGAUGUACCUUAGGGCACCAUCAGCAAGUGAAGAAGCACGAAUCAGUGACUGGAUUAAGGUGCGGCAAUCUGGUAUUAAAUACUAUCUGUCACUUGGGGAUCAGAGGAUUGUUGAUAAAAAUUUCAUUAUCAGGCCAAAAGCUGAGUUUGAGGUUGGAAGAAUGACUCUUGGUGGUUUGUUGGCUUUGGGGUAUACUGUUGUAGUCAGUUACAAACGAGCAUCUACUUCUGUCAGUAAUGGCAAUCUUUCAAUGUCACUGGAGACAAUUGAUACCCUUGGCGAGACAUUUAUGGUGCUGAGGGGCAUGGAUAGAAAAACUGUUGGAGCAGAAGCAUCAAGGAUGGGUGUGAAUGGACCAUGGAUCACCAAGUCAUAUCUGGAACUGAUUCUUGAGAGAAAAGGGGUGCCACGUUUGAGUACGCCACCACCUGUGUCCAAUACUUCCAUGACUAGUAAUCAAGACAGAUUGAUUGCUGCCCCAAGGCCUAUCCGUACUACUCCAAAUCUAGUUAUUCGGCUUGAGGAUCUAUCUCAGCCAUGGACUCGGUCCCCAACAAAAUCUCAAAUGGAACCUCUUGUAGCAACAUGGCGAUUCAUGCCAUUGGAUUCGCCACAUACUGGAAGUUCAGUUGUAGCAACCACAGAUCCUUCCUCUUUCAGGGAUACCAUGAAACUUGUUCCAAUGUCUGAUUCAUAUGACUUGGAUAGAGGACUGCUUCUUGCUGUUCAAGCAAUACAGGCUUUGUUGGAGUAUAAAGGUCCUCCUGUCAUAGUUGGAAUUGGAGGUCCAAGUGGGUCUGGAAAAACUAGCCUGGCUCAUAAAAUGGCAAAUAUUGUUGGUUGUGAAGUAGUUUCCCUUGAAAGCUACUUUAUAUCUGAACAAGUGAAAGAUUUUAAGCAUGAUGAUUUUCGCUCUCUUGAUCUAUCCGUGCUGGCAAAGAAUAUCAAUGACAUAAGGAGUGGCAGAACUGCUAAAGUGCCCAUAUUUGAUUUGGAGACUGGUGCUCGUAGUGGCUUCAAGGAACUUGAUGUUUCUGAAGACUGUGGUGUGAUUAUUUUUGAGGGUGUUUAUGCUCUACACCCAGAAAUUCGGGACUCACUUGACUUGUGGAUUGCUGUUGUUGGGGGUGUGCAUUCACAUCUGAUUUCUCGGGUUCAAAGGGACAAAAGUAGAGUGGGGUGCUUUAUGUCCCAAAAUGACGUCAUGAUGACAGUGUUUCCAAUGUUCCAGCAGCAUAUUGAGCCCCAUCUUGUUCAUGCGCAUCUUAAAAUUCGGAAUGACUUUGACCCAGUGCUUUCCCCUGAGAGUUCAUUAUUUGUUUUGAAGAGUAACAAGCAGGUGGCUUAUCAAGACAUUGUAAAAAUCCUUGAUCCUGCAAAGUUAUGUAGAUCUGUUCAGAAUUUCAUUGAUAUAUAUUUAAGGCUCUCUGGAAUUCCUACUAAUGGACAGUUGACAGAGAAUGACUGCAUACGUGUCAGAAUUUGUGAGGGUAGAUUUGCAUUGCUUAUACGGGAGCCAAUAAGAGAAGGGAAUUUCAUCAUCCAACCUAAAGUGGAUUUUGAUAUUAGCAUUAGUACUGUUGCUGGUCUUCUUAACCUUGGGUAUCAAGCUGUAGCUUACAUUGAAGCCUCUGCAUUUAUCUACCAAGAUGGGAAGAUUCUCGUUGAGGUUGAUCAUCUAAAAGAUGCCCCUAGUCCCUAUUUACAGAUUAAAGGGGUUAAUAAAGAUGCAGUCGCAGCUGCUGGCUCAACACUUAAACUGGAUGGUUCAUAUACAACCAAGAGUUAUCUACAAAUCAUUUUGGAGAUGGUACCGGCAACAGAACAAAGUUCCAGUGGAAUUCACACACAGCAAACUGCAAGAUUGCAGGAACUCGUUGAAUUUAUACAAUAUCAGGGAAACAGCUCAGCUUCAGAAUCCUCACCAAUUAGGGAGGCGGCUCCUAUAGAGGGCAUAAUUGAAGAUAUGCAAUCUAGAAUCAAGAGGCUGGAAAGAUGGCAGACCAUCAAUACGGUGUUAUGGACUUUUCUGAUGUCUGCCCUUGUUGGUUAUUCGCUUUACCAAAGAAAACGCCAAUAAACAAUCUUUUGAGUAUUCUGCAAGGUCUUCAACAAUGUAGCAAGGAAAGGUCGCAUUGCGCUGUAACAAGAUGGGCUUUAAACCUGCCUCCAACAGGUUCACCGGGGUAAUCAUCGGCAAUGUUGAGUCUAACAGGAACCUCUAACCAGAAUUGUCUGUUUUAUCUCAGCUAUCAAUUUCCUAUGGAGAUAAAAUUUAUACCACAAAAAAAUCUACUCUUUUUUCCCCCAAUAGAAAACAGCAUAUUAAUUAGUUUCUCCCUUUUGUAAAUAUGUUUAUUGGGAGCAGUUCAGAAUUGCUAACAGGUUAGAGCUACCCUUGUAUUGUGGCUUAUUUAUUAUUUUGAUCUGGGAAAAGCACAAAAAGAACUCUUUCAAUCA
Messenger RNA from Hevea brasiliensis (rubber tree), 3494 nucleotides. RefSeq lists its product as uncharacterized. NCBI's taxonomy places the organism in Eukaryota, Viridiplantae, Streptophyta, Magnoliopsida, Malpighiales, Euphorbiaceae. The record is from RefSeq and is a predicted model, not a curated record. The coding region runs from base 256 to 3114 and encodes 952 amino acids. The transcript has 26 exons. Gene Ontology annotation, molecular function: ATP binding; kinase activity; ATP hydrolysis activity. Gene Ontology annotation, cellular component: cytoplasm.